Molecule: messenger RNA, 2088 nt
Organism: Apis laboriosa (Himalayan honeybee)
Lineage: Eukaryota; Metazoa; Arthropoda; Insecta; Hymenoptera; Apidae
Product: putative leucine-rich repeat-containing protein DDB_G0290503
Exons: 12
Coding region: 76-2088 (670 amino acids)
Source: RefSeq, a predicted model, not a curated record
AUAGAUUUCAUCAAUUAUGUUAACAGUAGUAAUUAAUAUAUAAACUGAUAUUGAAUAAAGAAAAAGAAAGUAAAUAUGUCUUACGUAGAACAUGGACCUCGAAUUUUUUUAACUAGUAAACAUAACUCUGGAACACCUUUGAUAUAUGGUGAUUAUGUUUUACCGAAAAAACGUUUAGAAGGUCGAUUAAAAUUACAUGAUUCUUGUUCGGAUAUUAGAGCUUGGAGUCCGAAUUCUUUAGAAAAUUCACGUUAUUUUCGUGAACUCAAUGAACAUGAUUCAUCAAUAGGAAAAAUAAUACCAUUUAAUGUAGUCAUUGAUAAUAUUAUUCAACUCAAUUCAGAAACUCAAAAUAAACUUCAAGCAGUUAAAAGAGAACUUAACAAAUAUAAGAGUCUUAGACUUACUCCUGAACAAGAAGAAGAAUUAAGAAAUUUAGAUUAUAUUUCAAAAGUAAAAACUUCGUCACAAAAAAACAAUUAUACAACAGGAUUAUUAAAGGAUGCAUUUUUUAAUAUGAGUAAAUCAGGUCCUGUGAUUCAUUCAAAUUCAUAUUUAUCAAUUCAUAUACCUUGUGAGAGAAAUUUACAAAAUAAACAAAAUGCAUCAACUAUAACAAAUCAUAAUCAAUUAUAUUCUUUAACAGCAUUUGAUUCAUCUUUGAAAAAUUAUAAUUUAAUAUCAUCAUGUAGAUCUAUUUUGAAAUCAUUUCCUAUUUCAGAAUACAGUGAAAAGACAUCAUCCUGGAUAGAAUAUGUUGAUGUAGCUUUACAAGUAGAAAAAGAAACACGUGAUGUAGAAGUACAAAUCAGUGAUCAAGUUGAUAAAUAUUUAAAUAAAACUAUAACAGUAUCUACAAUGUCACAAACAUCAUUCACAUCUAAAUCUAGUGACGAGGAUAACAGUGUAGUAGAUCUAGACAAAAGUAGUACACAAACAAAUAAUCAUGAGGAACAAAGUUUUGAAUGUGAUGCAUCUUGUAGUGAUAGCUCACAAGAUAUUGAAAGUCCAACAGAAUCUGAUACUGAAAUAGGGACAGAAUCUGAUUUUGAUCGGCAUAAUAGUAUUCACAAAGGAAUUAUCAUUCAAAAAGAUUCUGAAAUCAUUGUCUUAAAAAAUGAACUCUGUGUAAGAGAUGCUGAAUUAGAAGAAUUACGUGAUAUGAAUAAACAUUUGGAGAUUUUAUUAAAAGAAAAGGAAAGUUUUAUACACACUCAACAAGAGAAUCUUAAAAUAUUACAUGAAAAAUUGUUCAAAUUAGAUCAUGAGCGUAAUUAUGAAAUAGAAGAUUUGAAGCAAAAACUCCAUGGUUAUAAAUGCUUAAUGGAACAACUCAAACAAGAUUUAAAUGAGAAAUGUGAAAGUUGUUAUUUAUAUUCUCAGGAAAUUGAAAAGCUUCAAUUAUGUAUUAAAGAAACAAUAACAUUACGAUUAGAAAAAGAGUCACUUUUAAAAAAAGUACAAGACAUGGAAGAAUUAGCAAAAAAUUAUAAUGAAUCUUUAGAACAAUUAAAAAAUGUAUUAAAAGAAAGAGACGAACUUAAGAAACAAAAUUAUGAGCAGCAUUGUCUAUUAACAGAUCAAGAAGAAAAAUUAAAUCAAUUGUUAAAAGUGAUUAAAGAACUAUCUAUUAAAUAUAAUGAACAAAUGGAAACAAACAAUACAUUGGAGAUUUUAAAAACUGAAAUUCAAAAUAAGGAUAUUAAGAUUUCUCAAUAUCAAGAGCAAUUAGUUUCUAUGAAGCAAGAUAUUAGUGAUUUUUUCAAUAAUAUAAAAUACAUUUUAAACAAUUUAGAAGAGCUUAAUGAUGUUUGUGAAGAAGUUUGUAGUUGUACAAAAUGUAACUUGGAUAUCGGUGAAGAAGCAAAUAAUAUAUUAUACAAUAUAAACAUUAUUAUGACAAGAUUUCAAAGUUACAAAAUAGAAAGAGAGAAUUAUUUACAACAAAUAGGAGAUUUAGAACACUAUAUAAGAAAUAAUAAACAGCAAAAUUAUUCUAAUCAAAAUUUAAAAAAUAUAAUUUGUGAAGAAUUUUUUGAUGAAUCUAAAGAGGAUUCAAAAAAUAUAAGUAAUUUAAGGACAACAUAG